Protopterus annectens (West African lungfish) is the source of this 6184-nucleotide messenger RNA. RefSeq names its product EFR3 homolog A (gene EFR3A). NCBI's taxonomy places the organism in Eukaryota, Metazoa, Chordata, Ceratodontiformes, Protopteridae. Gene Ontology annotation, biological process: protein localization to plasma membrane. The record is from RefSeq and is a predicted model, not a curated record. The transcript is spliced from 25 exons. Gene Ontology annotation, cellular component: plasma membrane. The coding region runs from base 179 to 2755 and encodes 858 amino acids.
ACACAGUCUCGCGACUCCCGCGAGCUCUUCUACCUUCCGCGUAUACGUAGAUUUGAAUUCUGCCUCGGGAUUGUAAAACCCGGACAUAUAUCUCAAAACGACAAAACCGGCCGGACGCCCGGACAGGAGCACAAAAAGAGGACAUGCCCGGGGAAAACCGGACGUAUGGUGAGCAGUAAUGAGGCAGUACACUCAGGUACCGAGAGGAGAAACUGAAAGAAUCUACAGCUUUAAUCCUGCAAGGGAACGUUGCUCAUGUCUGUCAUUAGGUGUUUGUGGUUGCUGUGGUGCCCUGCGACCCCGUUACAAACGCUUGGUUGACAACAUCUUCCCAGAAGAUCCAAAGGAUGGUCUGGUUAAGGCUGACAUGGAGAAACUGACAUUUUAUGCAGUUUCAGCACCAGAAAAAUUGGAUAGAAUUGGAACAUAUCUUUCUGAAAGACUGAGCAGAGAUGUGGUUAGACACCGUUAUGGACAUUUCUUAGCUCUAUCCCUUUUGGAAUUUGACCUGCCUCACGCCCUACAGGUGUCGGACGAUUCCUGCCUUGCCUACAGUACUGAAAGACUAUCUGCCUCCCUUAUUUACUCCUCUAUCAAGGAACUAAAAUUUGUCAAAUUUGCCAACAUUGAAGAAGAUACACCUUCAUACCACAGACGCUAUGAUUUCUUUGUUUCUCGGUUCAGUGCCAUGUGUCACUCUUGCCAUGACAAUUUGGAAACAAGAACAAAAAUUCGGGUUGCUGGUAUCAGAGGCAUCCAAGGAGUGGUUCGCAAAACUGUCAACGAUGAAUUACAGGCUAUCAUCUGGGAGCCACAACAUAUGCAUAAGAUUGUUCCAUCACUGCUUUUUAACAUGCAGGGUUCUGAAGAUGGAGAUAGUAGGAAUGGCGCACCGUCAUCCCCCACCAAUGGUGAUAAAGAGGAGAAUCCUGCUACUCUAGCAGAGAACUGUUUCAGGGAGUUGCUGGGACGGGCAGCAUAUGGAAAUAUGAAUAAUGCUCUUAAACCUUUGCUUGUACACUUGGACAGUCACGGACUUUGGGAUCCAAAUGAAUUUUCUAUUAACUGCUUUAAGAUAAUUAUGUAUUCCAUACAGGCUCAGCAUUCCCACCGUGUGAUCCAGCAGAUUCUUGGACAUUUAGAUCAUCACAGAAAAAGUUCCCCACGUCUUCGAGCAGGAAUUGUGCAAGUACUUUUGGAGACCGUAGCUAUAGCAGCUAAGGGAUCAGUUGGCCCCACAGUGCUGGAAGUAUUUAACACUUUGCUGAAACAUUUGCGCAUGAGUGUGGACUUUGAACUGAGUGAUAGGCGCAGUUCUUCAGGAAGUGCUACUGUGAAUGCUAACUCAAAAGAAAGUGAUGAGAGAAUUGUGCAAAAUGCAAUCAUUCAAACAAUUGGUUUCUUUGGGAGCAAUCUUCCAGAUUACCAAAGGGCUGAGAUAAUGAUGUUUAUCAUGGGAAAAGUACCUGUUGUUGGAACAUCUUCCCACAUACUGGACACUAACCAACUGGGGGAUCAUGGAACCCAAAGAAUUCAGGUCAUGCUGCUAAGGUCUUUACUAAUGGUGACAUCAGGAUACAAAGCCAAAACCAUUAAUGCUGCCCUUCCUGCACUGUUUCUGGACCCUCUUCUGUCUCUCUCUGUUAUGGAUGACAGUGAACUGAGGCAGCUAGUUCUAGAAAUCUUGAACAAUCUCGUUGAUCGUCAUGACAACAGGGCAAAACUCCGAGGAAUACGAAUUAUUCCUGAUGUGUCUGCAUUAAAGAUAAAGAGAGAGAAGAUUCCAAGGCAGGAUGUAAGCUUCAUGAAAAAGCAUGGUCAGCAGUUAUAUAAACACAUCUACCUGGGCUGCAAAAUAGAAGACAAUGUUGAGAAGAACUUUGAGUUACUAUAUACAACACUUGCUCUUAUUACCAUUGAGCUAGCCAAUGAAGAAGUCAUUAUUGACCUUAUCCGACUUGCCAUUGCCUUGCAGGAUAUGGCCAUCCUAAAUGAAGACAGCUUGUCUACUUUUAACCGAUGUGGAGUUAUGGCAUUAGUGGCUGCAUAUCUGAACUUUCUGAGUCAGAUGAUUUCAAUUCCUGCCUUCUGUCAGCAUGUCAGCAAGGUAAUAGAAACAAGACAUGCUGAUGCACCCUAUUUCCUUCCUGAAAAUAUUUUUAGAGAAAAGUACAGCAAUAUUCCUCGAGCAGUGGAAAAGCUAGAGAAGGAUUUUAUUUUCCUCCCUAAUGUGAUUGCUGAGUCAUUGGGUGGCAGUGGUUACAGUGUGGAUAGGCUGUCAGUUCCAUAUGUACCACAGGUGACAGUGCGAAGUCAUUUGGGGAAACCCCAUUAUAAGUGCAGACAGGAGUCAACAGAUGAAGACAAUCUUUCUAGGCGGAAGAGCAUUGUGGAUACAGUAUCUAUUCAAGUGGACCUUCUUUCUGGGCAGAGCCAGCAGGAUAAGACAAAGCUGGCAGAAGAAAUCACCUUUGAAGCACUCAAGAAGGCCAUAGAUGCCACAGGGUUAGAAGAACAAGAAAAAGAAAGGAGGCGUCAAGUUAUUGAAAAGUUUCAGAAAGCACCGUUUGAAGAGAUAGCAGCAAACUGUGAAUCAAAGUCAAAUAUGCUGCAUGAGAAGCUUGCACAGAUACUUGAUCUUACAAUAAGGCCUCCUCCCAGUCCAUCAGGUGCUUUGUCGAUCACUGCUGGACAUAAUCAGUAUCAGUCUGUUCCUGUUUAUGAGAUGAAGUUCCCGGAUCUCUGUGUUUAUUAAAACAGCUAAUAAUUUAAUAUGGAACAUUUCUCUGACUGAAAUUUACUGUGUAUAUCAAGAAGAUUACUGUCAUAUAUUUCCCCUUUUAAAACAAGCUAUAAAACAUACCAAAUUCUCAAUAUGUGCAUUUUAAAAAUGCUUUUAGCAUUUUAAAAAUGGAAUUGACUAAAGGAGAAGAUAAAUUCCUGAAAAGUAGCUUCAGCCCUUUUUAGUAAAGACAGAAAUCUUCAGUUUAUGCAGCCAGUAGAACAGAUUAAGUAUUUCAAAUUCAGUACUGUAGAUGCAGUGAUCAUAUUUUGAUGCACUGAAUGCUAUUGUUGAGGGGUGGAAUACUGUAUUAUUUAUCCCUUGUUUAUAAAAUGCUUUUGACAGAGAUGUUAUACUUUCCUGUCAUUUUUUGCCAACAUCAUAAAAUACUGUAUUCAUGGGAUAGUUUGUAAUUUAUUGCAGCUAUAAUAACCUUGGCAUAUCAAUUUUAAUUAAAUAGUAUUUUCCUGACUUUGAUGGUUUCAAGCAGUCCAAGAAUGCUGUAUUUUCUGGCUUUAAAUAUUCAAAAAUAUCUGUUAAUUGUUUUGAUGCGAGGAUUACUGUUUCUUGAAAGUCUUGCUAUUUUAAUGUGUCAAAGGGCUUUGUCAGAAAAUAUUUCAAAUAGUUAUCAGAAGUUACAUGCCUCUUUGUCAAGAAGCAAAAUAAAUGUCCUAGAAGCAUAUGAACUGUACAUAUUACAAAAGAAGUUAACAAUGUAUGUACAUAUGAAACAAUAUGGUGUGUACUAGAGAAAUUUAGUGCUGUAGACCAAUCUGUCAUUCAUAUUUCUGCUAUAUUCACUGUAUGUAGGUUGCACUAAGUAAAGAACUCCCUAACAUUACCACUGUGGAUACAACAUGGUGUUCAGUAUUACACAUUAUAGUAGAGUGUGCUUCUUUUAUGCUGAGUAGCAGUUUUUAUUCCUUGCUGUUGCAAAAUGAGAAAUGGAAUUGCACAUGCAUUAGUCAUUUUUCUUCAAUACCACUGAAGGUCAUUUGAAUUGUCCAUUUCUUCUUUAUUGUCAAUAUUAGAGAUGCUUACGUACCUUUUGUCAGAAACAAGUUUAACCAGUACUUUUCUGUCUUAGCAUUGCAAGUCCUUAUUUAGCAUUCAGAGGGUCUGUGCCGUUAUGGAGUGUUUCUUUCAGUAUCUGUUGAGUUCUUGCAACCAUUUUGUUUAGCACUAAAGCAUCUUAAUUGUAUGAAGUACAGGUUUUUUUGCAUUAGCAAAAUUGUAAGUGUAUUAGGGAUUUUUGUUUUGUCUACUAAUGUAAAAUUAGGCUCCAUUUUCAUUUUAGUAUAAUAUAAUCUCGACCGUACAUUAAAGUGGCGAUCUCGUAUUUCUAAAGAGCUUGUUUGUAAUUUUGAGGGAUGAUUGUAAAGCGGAACUCCCAAAGUGAAACAUUUCAUUCAUCUUUAGAAUGAUUUAUUGAAUGUAAAACUAGUUUUAUCUUAAGAUUUAAUUUUGAAAUGAUUAACAUUGCAUGUCUGUGUAGACAUUGCUAUUAAAGGACUCGUAUAUUUUUGCUGCAAUUAGUACUUGAUGAAAUACAUUUUAACUCUUCCUUUACUUUCAUGAUAAUCACUGAUGUUCUCAUGAACAACAUACCAAAGUUAAGUUGUCUGUGUUCAUAUGAGAGUAUAGCUAGUAGUUACUUGGGUAUUAUAUUCAUAUUUUGUUACCUGUUGCCUACAACAAAUAAUUACAGACUUGCAGAAUGUAAACAAAUCAGCUGUGUUAUCUAUUCAUUCCUUUCUAUUCCUUUACUUUGAAAAGGAGCAUUCCUCAAAGGUUUGCUGCCUGCACAAGUACUAGGAAAGACACUGCAUCUGUUUGAAUUAUAGUACCAAGUUAGUUUGUAUUACUGUUUUAAAUGUUCUGUUUUCUUUCACGUUUUAACAGCUUGACUUCUGUUUUUCAUAAUUUAAAAAGACAAUAUAAGUAGAUACCUUUCUUGUUUUUUAAUUGUAAAAUGUACUUUAAAUUCUGUCACAGUAAAUAAGGCUGUUUAAUUACAUUCUGAUUUAUUGUAUGGCACAUUGGCACAUGGUUGGUGUUGCUGCCUUUCAGCAUGCAGUUCUUCAGGUUGAUUCUUGGCUGGGGUGCCUUCUGGACAGUGUGUGCUUGUCCUGACUGUGUCCACGUUGGUUUUCACCAGAUGCUCUUGUUUCCUAAAACAUCCCAGAAAUGUAGCAGUGAUCCUCCAAGUUGCUUGUGAAUGUGCUAUGUCCCAUGAAAUUGCACUCUCUAACUACUUGAAUGUGUAUGUCCUGCGAUCAGUUGGAACCCCAUUCUCUGCCUUAUGCCCAUUGAUUGGGAUAGGCUGCAGCUCCCCUGUGAACCUGAAUUGGGUAACAUUGGUCAUCAGAGAGUAAAUAAAUGAAUCAACUUCCAAGUUAAUUGCGUAAAGCCUGUUCAGUCACUAAAUAAUUGUUUAUUUUUGUACUUGUAUUAGAGUUCUUCAUGUUACAUAUUUUGAAAAGUUACUCCACAGCAAAGCGUUGCAUGUAAUUAAAGGACUAGAACUGUGACAGAAACAUGAUUGGCUAUUUUUGUUUUCAUCGUUCAGAAGGUAACUAUGUAGAAAUAUUUUUAAUAUAGUAAAUGCAGAUGUUCUGAGGGACUCAGUACUUCACUAGCAGUGGUGCUUGUUGUUUCUACUGCACAGUUUUAGCCUAACUACGGUUAUAAAACAUAAUGUGCUGCAUGUAAUGCUUAUAUACAUACCGUGUCAUACAUGUAAAGAAAUCACAUCAGUGUACAUUAUAUUUUGUAGGGCCUGGAUAUAUUGUUACACACAUGAAACAAAAAAACAAUGUUUUCCUUGCCUGAAGAGCAUAAAGUCAACAUAGCAUGUUAUUUCAUAGUGUGUGCUGUCUUUUGAAUUUUUAAGUACUGUAGCAAGUUUUACGUUCCAAUUGAGACUUGGCGUAUAUAAUUUUACAUGGAUUUAUAUGCAAAUGUCAGCCUAAAAGUGCUUUCUGAAUAUUUUAUUGUGCUAGUUACAUUUAACUAGAAGAGCCCUCACUCUCUUAGGUUUUUGAAGUGGAAUGGUGCAGUCUUUUUUGUUUUCUGUAACAACUCACUGAUCUCUAAUUUUUUUCCAAUUGCCAAACUAAUAAAUACUGUCUCAAGAUCAUCUAAGAUACCAUUGCAUAUGCAAACAUUUUGCUGUUGGUUUAGUGCAAAACAUUGAGUCCUGGUGACCAAUUUUAAGUUGGAGAAUGUACAUACAUUUGCACUCAUGAUGAAUUAUAAAUGCUGUAUUAUGGUGUUUCCCCAUCUUGGUAUGAUGCAUUCACUUCUUUUGAAAACCAUUUUUUAUGUAAUCUGCAAAUGGCUAAUUGUAUGGUUCCGAACUUUACUGUAUUUUAAACAAUUAAAUAAAUUUCUUAAAUGCCA